Etheostoma spectabile (orangethroat darter) is the source of this 2885-nucleotide messenger RNA. It is a transcript of the gene gabrb3, whose product is annotated as gamma-aminobutyric acid type A receptor subunit beta3. Gene Ontology annotation, biological process: monoatomic ion transmembrane transport. NCBI's taxonomy places the organism in Eukaryota, Metazoa, Chordata, Actinopteri, Perciformes, Percidae. Gene Ontology annotation, cellular component: membrane. The coding region runs from base 1 to 1572 and encodes 523 amino acids. The transcript is spliced from 11 exons. Gene Ontology annotation, molecular function: extracellular ligand-gated monoatomic ion channel activity; GABA-A receptor activity. The record is from RefSeq and is a predicted model, not a curated record.
AUGCAGUUGUGGUGGAUCUUACUGUUUGGUUUUUGGAGCGUCUGCGGGGAACUGCCAUUCAUAGCGGAGAACAAUGCCGUCAUGUUGGUUAACUGGAACGCUGUCGAUGGGAACAAAAAGCUGUACACCGUCUAUGAUACCAGCGUCAGUGAACCGGGGAACAUGUCUUUCGUCAAAGACACUGUGGAUAAACUGUUGAAAGGAUAUGAUAUCCGUCUUCGGCCAGACUUCGGAGGUGCACCGGUUGCUGUUGGCAUGAGCAUAGACGUAGCAAGUAUAGACAUGGUGUCAGAAGUCAAUAUGGACUACACGUUGACGAUGUACUUCCAGCAGUAUUGGAGAGAUAAGAGACUGGCCUAUGCAGGGAUCCCUCUCAACCUGACACUGGACAACAGAGUCGCAGACCAGCUCUGGGUCCCGGACACCUACUUCCUCAACGACAAGAAGUCCUUUGUUCACGGCGUCACUGUUAAGAACCGUAUGAUCCGGCUACACCCGGACGGCACUGUACUGUACGGCCUCAGAAUCACCACGACUGCAGCCUGCAUGAUGGAUCUGAGGAGGUACCCGCUGGACGAACAGAAUUGCACCCUGGAAAUUGAGAGUUAUGGUUACACGACGGAUGAUAUAGAGUUCUAUUGGAAAGGUGGAGACUCUGCUGUGACCGGGGUGACUCGCAUCGAGCUCCCUCAGUUCUCCAUCGUCGACUACAAGCUGGUUUCCAGGAACGUGGUCUUUUCCACCGGUGCCUACCCUCGACUGUCUCUGAGCUUCAAGCUGAAGCGAAACAUCGGAUACUUCAUCCUGCAGACGUACAUGCCCUCCAUCCUCAUCACCAUCCUAUCCUGGGUGUCGUUCUGGAUAAAUUAUGACGCCUCGGCUGCCAGAGUUGCAUUAGGGAUCACCACUGUCCUGACCAUGACAACCAUCAACACUCAUUUAAGAGAGACUCUGCCCAAGAUCCCCUACGUCAAAGCUAUAGACAUGUACCUGAUGGGCUGCUUUGUGUUUGUGUUCCUGGCUCUGCUGGAGUACGCCUUCGUCAACUACAUCUUCUUUGGAAGAGGACCUCAGAUGCAGAAGAAGAUGGCUGAGAAGGCACAGAAGGCAAAUAAUGAGCGGGAUAAAUUUGAUGGGCCCAAGUCCGGUCUGGAAGGAGGAAAUUGCAAGUCUUCGUCUGUUAAACUAUCCAGUCAGGUGCAAGGACGCCGUCCCUCACCGAGGGUCGACUCCCAGGGAAACAUUUUGCUGACAACCUUGGAGAUCCACAACGAGGUGGGAGGGAAUGAGAUCACCACCACGGUGAGCGAGCGCCACAACUCCUCCUCCACGGCGUUCGACAACUCGGGGGUCCUGUACAGGAAGCCGAGCGGGCCGCGAGAGUCGGGCCGCCUCAGCACGGACAGGAACGCGCACGUAAAGAAAAGCCGUCUGCGGAGGCGAUCGUCGCAGCUCAAAAUCAAAAUCCCAGACCUCACCGACGUGAACACCAUCGACAGAUGGUCACGGAUAAUAUUCCCCUUCAGCUUCUCCCUCUUCAACGUGAUCUACUGGCUCUACUAUGUCAAUUAAUGCACUGAUGUUUUUUAAACCUGUGUCUGUCUCUGUGUCAUUUCUGACUUCUUUAUGUGAAGAACAUAAUAUGGUGAAAACCUUUUUUUUAAAUCACAGCGCAACUCAGAGAUUCUGAGUUGCGGGAGGAAUUAUGAGGAAUUAUCUACAGAACAACAAAGACGGUGAUGAACUGUAACGUACUCUCUCUCUCUGACUCCUGUGAGAGCGGUGACAUUACAUCCUGUGGGUUGAGGCGCUGACUCUGUGCCGUGUUGUAUAUCAAAAAGACUAUUUACACUGCUUUAGGUCAGCUAUUACAAACACCCAGAAUUUCAGUGUUACAUGUGGUCGCUGUAAUACGUAUUGCUAAUGACAAGACAGCUGAUGAAGAUUCAUUUUAAUAUUACAGUUGUCUUGUCAAUGUGCACAUGGACAAACAACGCUCUCAGACCAGAGUUUAUAUUCCGGAAAUGAUUGGCAGUGAAACCAGAUUUACAGGAAUUGUUCAAUGUUUUGGGAAAUCUUCUCAUUCCCUUUCCUUGCCGAGAUUUAGAUGUACCACUAUAGUACAGUUAGCGUAGCAUAAAGACUGGAAACGUUGAGUGAAAGUCAAAGACAAAUUAGCCGCCUAUCGCGUCUAAAGCUCAGUAAUAAACGUUUCAUGUUUAAUCCAUACAUGAACAGAAAUGUAAAACGUGCUGUCCCUGUUGAGAGACAUGGAGCUUCUUAUUUAGCGCCCAGACAGGAGAGUGGUAUCAAUCUUCUUAUAUCGCUCCACGAGAACGUAAAUCAGAGUAUUUCCCAAAAUUUAGAACAUUUUUUUAAAGAUUUACAGCUACCCCUUUGCUAUUGAUUUCCACUUUUAAUAAGAAUGCCAUGUAGCCGACAACAAGCGUGACAUGAGCGUCACACAGAGCGGUUCCAGGCUUCUACAGAGAACAUGUACGAUAUCUGGUCAGUUUACACUCUUUCACUCUUUGUCACUGUGCUUUCAAGACUGCUGUCACACUUUUUUAUUGGUUUUGUGAAAAAUGUAUUCAAUACAGCAUAAUUCACAUGGCAACUUGCUUUCUUUUCUUUAAAUGCGUGUGCACCGAGCACACACUCAUUUUUGCAGACAUCUUAUGUCAAAUUUUGACCAACCUCCACGUCCAGAAACAUUUAACGUUAAUGCUGGAACUGCACAUUUUCUUCACUUGACAUUAAUUACAAGCCUCUGUUGUCAGCCGUGUUUUGCUCAGUGAUUUCCGGCCUCGCUGUUUUCUUUUGUUAGUUCUUACACAACAUCAUCGUUUCCCAUUUGUGUUGUAAAUAUAAAACACAAUAUCACA